Messenger RNA from Plasmodium inui San Antonio 1, 1632 nucleotides. RefSeq lists its product as hypothetical. Lineage: Eukaryota; Apicomplexa; Aconoidasida; Haemosporida; Plasmodiidae. The record is from RefSeq and is a predicted model, not a curated record. The coding region runs from base 1 to 1632 and encodes 543 amino acids. The transcript is spliced from 3 exons.
AUGGGGAGCAUUGGAGAGAAGGAACAGAAGGCGGGGGGACCGAAUAGCAACGAAGGGGCAAGUGAGCAGUUCCUAAGGCGAAGCAAGGAGGAGGUAUUAGGGAGUGAGGUGAGCAUAAGUCUGUACCUCGUGAGAGCCCCAGUAAUAUUCAUUAGGAGGCACCCGAACAAUCCACCCAAGGUGAAGGAGCUCAAGGCUCAGAAGAAGGAACAGGUUUGGACGCCGAAGGAGAAGCAGCCCGAAUAUUGUUAUGACCUUAGCUUCAAAAGCCACAGGAGCACAAGAGGGGUGAGGGGGGUCAGUAGCUGGUUAAACAGGUGGAGCGACUUAGUAAGAAAUUAUAUGGAAUUAAAGGAUGGAGUGGACAUGAAGAAGUUCAAAUCAGAAAAUAACGAAGGACCACUAGAAUGGGAGGAUUUAUUGCAUAGUAUAGUGUCUAGGUGUAUAAACUCAGCUAAAGGGAGAUCCAUGAACACAGAAGAGGAUCAGUAUUUAGGCGAAGCCGACUGGGAUUUAUGGAGAGGUUUCGUCAGUCAAAACGCAAUCAUAAGAUGUCAAGAUUCAGCGGAAUGUCAGAGGAUGUUGUUUUUAGUUGGUUGUAUAAUGUACUGGUUAUGGGGGCGGGAUAUAAGAAUAGUAAACACCGACUCCGGAGCCUAUAAGAAGUGUGAACAGUUGAAGCUCAACUUACUUAAAGUCUCUCAGCAACCAAGACGAUGGAAAUGGGUAUCGGAGAAGAUAACAUUAGGCCCCCAGGAACUGUGUCAGGCUAACACAAACUUCGAGGAUUGUCGCAUGUACGUUCUGAGUAUUGUUUUAGCAGUGGCCAACCAGAUGAGGGAAAUAUGUCCUUCGUGUCCAAUGACAGGAUUAGAUGAGAUAUUUAACGAGCAGAUGUUUCAACUGGCACCAGAAGGAAUAUACUGUCCUACUAAAGACCCAAGUCAACGUCUCUGUUUGAGAAGCGUAGCCGAAGGGGCCAACGGCUACGUAAAGGUAGGCCAAAUCUCUUCGGAACCGCAAGUCCAGGAGGGGGAGACGGGGGGGUCGAAGACAUCGGCCCAGCAAAAGGACAUCCAAAAAGCAGCAAGCCUGAAUCAAGGGACCGGUGCGGGGUCGGUUCAGAACGAGGCUGCGAUUGAAGAACAAGUCAAAACAGGGCCGUCAGGAGAUUAUGAUGCACCGGGAGGUCAUCCAUCCGCCCAUAAAGCCAACAACCUGCAGAAGAAUGACAAGGAUGCCCCCACGGGGCUCCCCACACCUCCAUCGUUGGUUAGUCAAAGUAACGGUUCGAGAAGGAGGCAAAACAGCCAAACCGUAGGAUUACAGGCGAAAUUAGGGACUGACAAAGGGCAAAUAGGGGAAGCUUUAGGCACUGAAGGGGUCCGAAGUGAAACAAACACCAUGUUGCAACAGCAGCCGACAGAAACAAGCACCCCCUUCCAGGACACCCAAGGGGAGUUGGAGCAAACCAGCAGUCUGGGGGGAACCAUCGGGGGUACCGUAGCCGUGGGGCUCUCAUUAAUAGCAAGCGCGUAUGGUUUGUAUCGUAUCUAUUUGAAGCCCUCAAGGAGGAGACGUAAGGUCCCUGUGGAAUUCCCAGCGGCACAAGUCAGCUAUAGGAAAAUAUAA